AACAGUGACAGCACAGACUCCCACACGCAGAAUCUCUCAAGCUCAACGCUGUUAGUUCAUCCACCAUCACCAAAUAUUCGCUGCUACCAUUUAACAAUUAACACCCCAUUACCAUUCUGCUCGCGCCUCACACUCGACCUCCUAUUAAACUGCUCCACCACCGGGACCGUCGUUGACCUUCUAGCCUCGAAAUUUGGAGCGAUCGAUAUACGUGUUGGAUUCUACCAGGCCUCGACGAGAUGGCAAUCAAAUAUCUCAUUCUCCUUUCGAGACAGGGCAAAGUGCGAUUAGCUAAAUGGUUCACAACCCUUUCCCCCAAAGACAAGGCGAAGAUCGUGAAGGAUGUCUCUCAAAUUGUUCUUGCACGCCGAACUCGAAUGUGCAAUUUCCUCGAGUAUAAAGACACCAAGAUCGUCUAUCGCCGCUAUGCGUCCCUCUUCUUCAUCGCCGGGUGCGACUCUACCGACAACGAGCUUAUCACCCUUGAGAUCAUCCAUCGCUACGUCGAACAAAUGGACAAAUACUACGGCAACGUCUGUGAGCUGGACAUCAUCUUCAACUUCCAAAAGGCCUAUUUCAUCCUGGAUGAGCUGCUGCUUGCCGGUGAGCUGCAGGAAACCAGCAAGAAGAACGUCCUGCGGUGCAUCGGCCAGCAAGACAGCCUUGAAGACAUGGAGGUGAGCCCAUGACCGUCUCUUUCCCUGGCUUGGAAACUGGGCCGCAUUUGUAUUCACCUCCGACAAACCCACCGGGUACUAAGAUUGCAUUA
Molecule: messenger RNA, 769 nt
Organism: Eremomyces bilateralis CBS 781.70
Lineage: Eukaryota; Fungi; Ascomycota; Dothideomycetes; Eremomycetales; Eremomycetaceae
Product: clathrin coat assembly protein ap19
Exons: 4
Coding region: 240-689 (149 amino acids)
Biological process (GO): protein transport; vesicle-mediated transport
Cellular component (GO): intracellular membrane-bounded organelle; AP-1 adaptor complex
Molecular function (GO): clathrin-cargo adaptor activity
Source: RefSeq, a predicted model, not a curated record